AUGACAUCAUCAUCUCUAGCAGUUCCCAGUGUGACAGGUCCUUUUUCGGUUGAAAAUUUGCCCUAUCAUGUUGAUAUACUUUUGAGUGAAAAAAUUUACAAUCCUGGUGAUAUGAUUCAUGGUGAAGUGAUCUUUAGACUUAGCAAUAAUCUAUCUUAUCAUCUAAUCAAUGUGCAGCUUUUCGGUAUCAUUCGAGUUUUUUGGAUUGAUAAAAAGGCAGUUUUGAAAUUGAAUAUGCAGAUAGGGAAUGGCUGUUUCUGUCUCAUGGCACGAGAACAAAAAAGGGUUUUGUUAGACGAAACAAUAGUGUUAUGGUCCGAAGAAAAAACAAAUCACAAAAAACCUAUUCCAUCAUAUGUGAAGCUCAGCGUAUGCAGAACUGGACUACCUUUUAUUCAUAAGGAUCAUUUGCCAGGGCCUAGCGGGUUAGGACGGUGA
Loa loa (African eye worm) is the source of this 438-nucleotide messenger RNA. RefSeq lists its product as hypothetical. The record is from RefSeq and is a predicted model, not a curated record. The transcript has 3 exons. The coding region runs from base 1 to 438 and encodes 145 amino acids. NCBI's taxonomy places the organism in Eukaryota, Metazoa, Nematoda, Chromadorea, Rhabditida, Onchocercidae.